CGGUCGUGAUCAGCUGUGUCCAAUCACAGCUGAUCUCAUGGAACAUGUACACUGAUGAUCAGUGUAGCCCCAGCAGUGCCACCUGUCAGUGUCCAUCAAUGCCAGCUGUCAAUGCUCAUCAGUGCCACCUGCCAGUGCCUACCAGUGCACAUCAAUGCCACAUAUCAGUGCUCAUCUGUGCUGCCUUUCAGUGUCACCUAUCAGUGCUGCCAGUCAGUGCCGACUGUCAGUGCCAUAUAUGAGUGCUGCCUUUCAGUGCACAUCAGUGAUGCCUGUCAAUGCCCAUCAGUGCCACCUAUCAGUGCCCACCAC
Molecule: messenger RNA, 312 nt
Organism: Staurois parvus
Lineage: Eukaryota; Metazoa; Chordata; Amphibia; Anura; Ranidae
Source: the annotation of a GenBank genome assembly